Messenger RNA from Tachyglossus aculeatus (Australian echidna), 1179 nucleotides. RefSeq names its product MISP family member 3 (gene MISP3). Bases 56 to 901 code for a protein of 281 amino acids. The transcript is spliced from 3 exons. Lineage: Eukaryota; Metazoa; Chordata; Mammalia; Monotremata; Tachyglossidae. The record is from RefSeq and is a predicted model, not a curated record.
ACUCAGUUCUAAGCGCCCCUGCUUGGCUGCUGCUGCUACCAGUUUCCCCCUGGGCAUGGCGCACCCCAGGGAGGAAGGCCAAAUCGAGACCCCAGUCGAGCGAGAGAUCCGAAUCGGGAAGGAGCGGGAGGACAACCUUCGCCGUAGCCGUGGGAUGCUCUCGUCCCAGGCCUCCGGGGAUCUAGUGAAGGUGCAGGUCCGGUCGAUCCUGAGCAACACUCCGUCAGAACCCGGCUUCUCCCGGGACCUGGAGCGCGCCUGGGCCGGCAUCCAGAUGCAGAAGGAUAUUCACAGGGAGACCCAGCGGGAAGAUGCUCUGGUGGAGCAGGGCACCCUGCCGGGCACUUACGACCGUGGGAAGAGCCAGCAACAACUGCAGGAGAGGAAGUUCCGCUUUGAACAGGUGGGCCCGGUUCCCUCCUUGGGGAAGCUUGUUCCCUCGACCCCCAAAGUCUCCAAGGCUAUUGUUGGCCCUCGGGGCCCCUCGUUUGCUGAGGCCUAUGGCACCUCCCCCAUAAUGAUCCUGGAACAUCACAGCCUGCUCCCCGGGGAGGGAGCGAGCCAAAGCCCUGAGCCCCAGGCCCAGGCCCAGGCCCAGGCCCCACCAGAGUCCCUUUUGCUCCUGGAGCACCAAUUCCAGGAGAUGGCGGAGCAUGAGCCGGAGUCGCAGAUUCAGAGGCAACGAGCGUAUGGAAUCCCGGAAUCUGAGGAGUCCCACAAGAGCAACAAGAAGAGAUUGCCCAUCAGGAAGCUGGCCGUGAUCUGGCCCCCCCGCCAGGACACCAUGACCACUCAGGAGAAGAGCCCAGAUCAGGACUCCACCUCCCAGGUGCAGAGCCAGAAAAGUGCCUUUUACCAGCGCUGGGAGCCAAGCCAUCUGAAGCAGGGUCAGGCGGAAUAGUGGCCCCCAUGCCAAUCUUCUCUUUGGCCUACACUGCCCCCCACUCCCUACCGAACCCUGGACCUUGGGGCUCUGUAGCUGGGCCCCAGCCUUGUCCCCUGAAGCCCCCUAACACUACCUUUUGGGAGGACUCUGGGUAGCGGGAAGGUGAGGCCUGGUGUCCUUUUUAUUCCCCCAACUCUGGGUCUUCUUGAAAUUUCAACUAACCACUCCCCCCCUGCCACCCCAUCAAUUGUUACAGUGCUGCUUUUCUUUUCUGUGCCAUCAAUAAAGGCCUU